Pipistrellus kuhlii (Kuhl's pipistrelle) is the source of this 1199-nucleotide messenger RNA. RefSeq names its product ERCC excision repair 1, endonuclease non-catalytic subunit (gene ERCC1). Gene Ontology annotation, cellular component: ERCC4-ERCC1 complex; nucleotide-excision repair factor 1 complex; nucleus. Gene Ontology annotation, molecular function: single-stranded DNA binding; damaged DNA binding. The record is from RefSeq and is a predicted model, not a curated record. Gene Ontology annotation, biological process: meiotic mismatch repair; mitotic recombination; nucleotide-excision repair. The transcript has 10 exons. NCBI's taxonomy places the organism in Eukaryota, Metazoa, Chordata, Mammalia, Chiroptera, Vespertilionidae. The coding region runs from base 164 to 1147 and encodes 327 amino acids.
GCCCGAACCUCCACAGUCCUCCAGGACCAUAGAGCGCUGCGCGGGACCGCGCUCUGGGCUCGAGGGCUAGAGAGGCCGGAAGUGAAGCGAGCCUGGGGACGCUCUAGCCGCGCCGGUCUUUUCCCGGCGGCGCGGGGCGAGGAGGCCCCAGCAGAGCCUCGGGAUGGACGAAGGGGGAGUGCGGCCGCCGGCGGAGCCGCCCACCAGGAAGAGAUUCCUCAUUCCCCUGGACGAGGACGCGGUCCCUCCCGCUGGGGUCAAGCCCUUAUUCCGAUCCGCUCGGAGCCAUCCCACCACGGAGACCUCACCGCAGGCCGCCCCUCAGACCUACGCUGAGUAUGCCAUCUCCGGACCUGAAGGCGGGGCUGGCGCCGCGCCCCCCAGCGGGCCCGAACCCCAGGCAGGAGAGACCCCCAGCCAGGCUCCCAAACCAGGGGCGAAAUCCAACAGCAUCAUUGUGAGCCCCCGGCAGAGGGGCAACCCGGUGCUGAAGUUUGUGCGCAACGUGCCCUGGGAAUUCGGCGACGUGGUUCCCGACUACGUGCUGGGCCAGAGCACCUGCGCCCUCUUCCUCAGCCUCCGCUACCACAACCUCCACCGGGACUACAUCCACGAGCGGCUGCAGAGCCUGGGGAAGAGCUUCGCGCUGCGGGUGCUGCUGGUGCAGGUGGACGUGAAAGACCCUCAGCAGGCCCUCAAGGAGCUGGCUAAGAUGUGCAUCCUGGCAGACUGCACGCUGGUCCUUGCCUGGAGCCCCGAGGAGGCCGGGCGGUACCUGGAGACCUACAAGGCCUAUGAGCAGAAGCCGGCAGACCUGCUGAUGGAGAAGCUGGAGCAGGACUUCGUGUCCCGGGUGACUGAAUGUCUGACCACUGUGAAGUCAGUCAACAAAACAGACAGUCAGACCCUCCUGACCACUUUCGGGGCCCUCACCCUCUUCCGGGAAUGUCUGAGAUCCCUGGCCAGCUGGGGCAGGGCGGGUUUUAUGGCCGCCUCCCCUGACCCUUCACUCCCACCCCCUCAGUCUCUGGAACAGCUCAUAGCCGCAUCGAGGGAAGAUCUGGCCUUGUGCCCGGGCCUGGGGCCCCAGAAGGCCCGCAGGCUGUUUGACGUCCUCCACGAGCCCUUCCUGAAGGUGCCCGGGUGACCCCGCUGCCAGGGAGGCCUCUGUGCAACAAUAAAGCGUCUUCCCGCCAAGC